This is a messenger RNA of Chara braunii, 2662 nucleotides long. The record is from the annotation of a GenBank genome assembly. NCBI's taxonomy places the organism in Eukaryota, Viridiplantae, Streptophyta, Charophyceae, Charales, Characeae.
GGGCGUGUUUCUUUUUUUCAACUUUUUUCCCUCCGUUUGAAAUUGAUCUGUGUUUCCAUUUAUUUAUUUGUUUAUUUAUUUUGCCACUGAUUCUGUUCCUGUGUUGUCAACCUGGCAGCAUUCCAAUGGGGCUGGAAGCCUGCAGCCCUGAACCUGACUGCGAUCCCAUGGAUGCUCCUGCCUCAGUGGAUCGGGUGCGUGGGGGUGCUGAAUCAGCAAAUCCAAGGAGCCGCAUCGUCGUUGUUGGUGCGCAUGGGGUAGGAAAGCGAGCACUCGUAAGACGACUGAUACAUUUUGAGACGGAUUGCGGGAAUGCGGCUUGGGAUCAUGAGAGCAAUUGCCACGAGUGGACAAUCGACACCAAGUACUACAGCGUUGAUGUCGAUGUCGCUGUCGCUCGAACGGAUGAUGGGCACGUCAAUAAAGAUGGGGAAGCUGUGCUGCCCUGGAACUGCGAGGCUCUUGUGAUGGUCUUUGACUUGAGUAAGCCUGCAACCUUCGCAUCAAUUCAAUCGUGGGCGUCGACAAUCGAUCUACGACGGUUUGAGAUUCUGCUUUGUAUUGGGAACAAAGCCGAUCAAGUCCACGCUAACGACAACGAGACGCGGGGCGACGACCGAUCCGGAUCGCAAAGUGGAACGCUAAAUCCCCCGGGUCCGAGCACUACCAGCAGCUCAAAUGAGGCGGCGCCGCCAGUUGAGGCCAGGCUGUCGGCAGGAUCGGCAUCCUCCGCCAUGCCUCUCCACUCGUCUUCGUCAAUGGGAAUCAGCACGGCAACAAUAAGCUCCGAGACUCCGGCAGAGUACGGAGCGCCCGUGUACUUGGAUUGGUGCUCGAGCAACUGCAUCGAAUAUGUUGAAGCGUGCGCUGUCGACGAGGUAUUUGACAAAGCCAUACAGAUCGAUGGAUUUGGCCAGGGUGUGGGUCGGAUUCGUAAUGCAUUAUCAGCCCAUAUGUGGCCCGGAAUGCGGAUGAAACCGCUCCCAGGGCGGGAAGAGAUGGAGAUGGCUGCAGCAGCUCUAUCAGGUCUGACCACUAAUGAUCAGCAACCUCAAGGUGAGCGGACUUGGAGCGAUGAUGAUGAACAUGAUGAUGAUUGGAAGUACCAUCCCCAUGAAUUGUUGUCGAGUGCAAGGGUUCCGGAGUCAUGGAUUCAGCAAGAAGUCCAUGAUGAUCUCGCUUCGUUGGAUCAUGGACCAAGUGGCACACCAGCAGCUCCAGCACUUGCUCCAAGCUCUACACCAUGUCCAAGCUCUGUUCCAGUUCCAAGCUUUGCACCAGCUCCAAGCUCUGCACCAGGUCCAAGCUCUGGGCCAGGUGCAAGCAUUGGACCAGCUCCAAGCUUUGUGCCAGUUCCAAGCUUUGCACCAGGUCCAAGCUCUGUACCCGCGCCAAGCUUCUUACCAACUUCGCCAAUGCAAGGUGGUGGAGAUUCGUCGGCGAAACGCUCUUCACAGGUGUUGUCCUCUGGCGGCGCCAAUGCUCAUUUGCCACCAUCUCCCUCAUCAUUGACAAUGGGUGCAAAAGAUGCGGAUCGUGUUGGUGCGAAUCUCGCAUACGAGGGACAGAGCAGCAGCGUAUAUGAGGAGGGGAUCUCGGGUCAGAUGGAGUGGGAAACUUUUAGCGGGGAGGACUCACCACAAACGACGAAGAAGACUUCGAGCGAGCACUUGGAGAUAAGCGAUCUACAUCAAAGAGCCUCUUCUGAGUCGUUGGCAGCAAAUACAUCACAUCCAGAACUGUCCCUUACUUAUCCUCGUUCCCCACCUUCCCCUCCUCCCCCUCCUCCAGCUGCUGCUGCAGCUGCUGCUGCUCCUGCCGAUACUCCCAUCGCUGUUGCAUCUCUUCCUCCUCCUCCUUCUCCUCCUCCGUGUGCUCCUGCCAAUACUUCGACUGCGGCUGCCACGCCUCCUCCUCCUCCUCCUCCUGCUGCUGCUGCUAGUGCUGCUGUGGCUGCUCGCGAGGGUGGAGAAUUGCGCAAUGAAAGCUCCCGGGACGCAGCACCUGAUGUGGCUAAUGGAAGGGGCAGACGGGAAGGUAGGGGUAGGACUAGAAAUGGAGAAAGGAAUGGGGUAUCUGAUGAACAUGAAGGAGACGGCAGUUCGAUUGACGGUUUUGAGCAGCUCUUAGCCGAUAUGGCAAUGGUUCGGGAGCGGGGACAAGGCAUGCCUGAUCGCCAGCGACGGGAACUCGCGGCAACCAUGGCCAUUAGGAUGGUGCGAAUGCUUGCUAGCGACGACGACGACGACGGCGGCGGUGAUGACGAUGAUGACGACGACGUGUUCUAGAAGAAACUGCUUUAUUUUAUGUGGAUGGAUCUUGUUCUUUCUUCUUUUUCGUUAUGUCGAAGAGAGCAGUGUGCAAAUCUUCCGCGCUUCGUCUGCGGUUUUGUCUUGCGUGCGUCAAUAUUCGAUACGUAUGACAUGAGGUCGACCUGCAUAUUGUUCUUUCGCUGCUUUUUGCCUUCAAAAAAAAGAGAGAGAGAGAGAGAGGAGGAAAAACAGAGAUUGCAUCCAAGCAUAAUGAUGGCCCUGAAAAAUUAAUUGUUUCCUCCUCCUCCUCCUCCUCCUCCUCCUCCUCCUCGUUUCCCCGUUGUUCCUGCGAGCCGGAGCCCAAAUCUCCCGUGGGGAGUAGCUGAUGCAAAUGAAUUCAAUUGAAUUGC